AUGGGACCAGGAUGGAAUGGCAGUCUUCAGGUAUGGCACGAAGAAAAUCAGCUAUGGCGGAUAUUACCAUCAAAACAGCUUAACAUUCCAAUCGGAUCCAUUCAUAAAUACUCAUCCGAAAGCCCCUUGAUCAGCAAAUGGCAUCGAUCUCGAAAUUCAAUCAAUGUUGACGGCUUUUUACCAAGUGCAAGUUCUUUAAAUUUAAAUGAUCAACCUAUGUCAUGUUCCACCAACAAUCCCAAUAUCGACCUUGCUUCCACUCCAUCCAGUUACAAUGGAGAAUCGAAUGAUACUUUUGGACCAGGUUGGCCUGGUAGGUCCUCGAUGAAUGAUAUCGGCAAAUUUCUAUCAGAAGCAGUGAAAGAUGAUGUUACCAACAAAUCAGCUUGGAAGUCUGUUUAUGAUCAGUACGGUUAUAAAUAUGUAAAAUCAACUGUAUCACGGUACCGUCGUUGGCUAGAAGCUAUUGAUAAAAACCAGUUAGAUUCUUACCUCGCUAUCAACGGCCACAAAUCAGUGCAACGUGGUAUCACGCAUUUCCACGCAGCAUGGUUUGCAACUGAUACCCAGCUACAAAUUUCACAACCUUCACCUCGAAAGCGGGUCCGAUUAGACUAA
This is a messenger RNA of Melampsora larici-populina 98AG31, 618 nucleotides long. RefSeq lists its product as uncharacterized. The transcript has 4 exons. Lineage: Eukaryota; Fungi; Basidiomycota; Pucciniomycetes; Pucciniales; Melampsoraceae. Bases 1 to 618 code for a protein of 205 amino acids. The record is from RefSeq and is a predicted model, not a curated record.